Messenger RNA from Diachasma alloeum, 3639 nucleotides. RefSeq names its product histone-lysine N-methyltransferase Suv4-20 (gene Hmt4-20). NCBI's taxonomy places the organism in Eukaryota, Metazoa, Arthropoda, Insecta, Hymenoptera, Braconidae. The record is from RefSeq and is a predicted model, not a curated record. Gene Ontology annotation, cellular component: nucleus. The transcript is spliced from 4 exons. The coding region runs from base 337 to 3288 and encodes 983 amino acids. Gene Ontology annotation, molecular function: histone H4K20 methyltransferase activity; protein binding.
AUGACGUAUAUACGCGAUCUUGUGGUAGUUCCUCACCACCAAUAAUCCAUCACCGCUAAUAAAAAUAAAGCGAACAAACUCCAUCGAUCAAUAAUACAAUCUCAAUUGUCCAGAUGAUUCAGCAGUGAAAAAAAUCCUGAACUAAUCCUGAAUUACCCACAAAGCCUGGACAUCAGAAUCGACAAGAGGCCUCGCGAGUGUGCGUGUCUCGGUCAAUCUGCCAUGAUAGGUCGGAGCGCGUCCCCUUCGCGACCCGAAAAAGUCGAUGAAUAAACCACGAAAUGCAGGAGCUCCUCUGUGAGGAGCAGCACUUUAUGUGAGUGUAAGGGUUGCAGAAUGGUGGUGGAUAGUCUUUCAGUUCAGGGGUCGGCAGCGACAGUGAGGAAGCACGAGCGUAGACUCGGUGGCAUGGUGGGAAAUAAGAUGCAGCCAAACGGUACUGCCGGUGGCGGUAUGACGCCCAAGGAAUUGUGUGACAACGACGAUCUUGCCACUUCACUUGUGCUCGAUCCGUACCUGGGCUUUGUCACCCACAAAAUGAACAUUAGGUAUCGACCAUUGAAGGCAAACAGGGACGAGCUUCGAAAGAUAAUAACGGAUUUCAUUCAGGCCCAGAACUACGAGAAAACAUACAAAAAAUUGAUGGGUGGGGAUUGGGGGGCGAGACUGCCGCACACAAAAUCCAAACAACAACAGAUUAAUUUACAAGGCCAUGUCUAUCGUUAUCUCAGGGUUUUCGACAAAGACUCGGGCUUUGCAAUCGAGCCGUGCUACAGGUACUCCCUGGAGGGUCAGAAGGGUGCGAAAAUAUGUGCCACACGUAAAUGGCUGAAGCACGAUAAAAUCCCCUGUCUCGUUGGUUGUAUCGCUGAACUGAGUGAGAAAGAGGAGGCUGCCCUUUUGCAUCCUGGUAAAAACGAUUUUUCCGUUAUGUUCAGCUGUAGAAAAAAUUGUGCACAGCUGUGGCUUGGUCCAGCUGCAUACAUUAAUCACGAUUGUCGGGCCAAUUGUAAAUUUGUGGCAACUGGUCGUGAUACUGCCUGUGUUAAAGUACUGAGGGAUAUUGAAAUUGGCGAGGAGAUAACUUGUUUUUAUGGGGAGGACUUUUUUGGCGAUGGCAAUUGCUUCUGCGAGUGCGAAACUUGCGAGAGGCGGGGCACUGGGGCAUUUGCCAGUCAAAAGCCCGGGGAUGAGUUGUCGACAGGCUACCGUCUGCGAGAGACGGACAACCGAAUAAAUCGAACAAAACACCGGCAGCAGCCGCCGAGCUCCAACAAACAAGUGGACAGCGCCCUGACGGAGCGAAACGCAGUCCUAGUUGGUAACGCAGCAGUGGCCCCCCAGUCCCUGAGCAUGAAGGAGUUACGACGCAAGGGACUAACGAAGUACGACGCAGAGCUCCUGAUAGCGCAGGGCUGUCGUUUCUCGGACAUAGCCCAGCAGCAGCCACUGUCCCUGGACGAUGGCACCAACUCAACUCCAGCAUCACGACCACAUCCGUCCCCUAUGAAUGCCCAUGGCACGAGGAAUCUCCGCAACAAACAAUCCACCAAAACCGAAGCCAACAACAACAACAACAGUGGAAACGUCAAGAAUGGCCAGAGUCUCAGGGCCUCGAGACUCCAAAGAAGAACAGAGACGAAACGUACACGUGCCAGUGUAGACGAACGUCCAGCCCCACUAGCCGACAACAAUCGUGAUACUGAUGUCAAUCACCAUAAGAAUGAAUACGAGAGAAUAAGCAUCACAAGAUUCAGUGACGAGUCCAAAGAGAAUCCCGGUGACUCGAGAAUUCACGACACAAAUGCGAAAAUCGAUGGCAAAAUCAAUCGGACUUGUUCAGUGUUGUCGAAAAAUUCCGACUUCGAUGAUUUGAAUUCAAAGAGUGAAAAUACCAAUUUAAUUGUUGAUAAAGAGAUUGAGGAGUCAUCACAAAAUUGGAGAAAUCCAGCGACAGUUUCUCUCAAUGGAAUGAGCAAGAGACGAAAGUCAAUUCAGUCUUGUGGGGAUUCGAGGGACAUUGAGCACCGAAAAUCACCAGCGCACGGUGAAACCCCGAGGAAAUCGAACUUUGGACAGGUCGAGGGACAAACAGGGAACUCCGAGGGUGAGGAGUUCAUAAAUGCUGCCAAGACUGCACCUAUGGAGAGCGAAUUCUCCAAGGGUUUCAAUGGUACGCAUCCUGCCAAGAAGAGCCUGGAUAAAAUCAAUAACAUUCAGAACGAUUGCACUAGGAUAAUCGAGGAAAAAUGCCUUGAGAUUCGGCGAGAAGUGGACGGAAUCCUGGGUAACAGUGACGAUUACGAAAUGGAUUACAGUGAUGAUAAAUGUGAGAACGUGGACGAACAGCUGAUGACAGUGAAAGACUCGAGUUCGAACAAAUCUGAAGACUCCAGAAGUUUAACUCUCAAAAGAUCAGAGGACACACCUGAAUUACUCCAGCAAACGACUCCAAAAUCCAGGAGAAGAAACAAACGUUGUCGUGGGGGAGUGACAAAGUCCAGAAAACGAAAGCUCAUUGCUGACAUCAAUGCUAAAGAUGAUUCGAACCCCUCCAAGGGUCGAGGGGAGGUGAAGGUGAAUGGCAGACUGACGAGGAGUUCGAAGAGGGAUCAGAAGGUGACGACGAGUGUAGUUGGAGCUGGUGACGACGACUCAGGGAUCCAGGGAGACAUCUACGAGUUCAACGAGAAGGAGAGUAACCCAGAGGAGACGGAGGUAAUCGGGAGAACCAAGCAGGAGAGCCACGAGGACCCCAGUGAAAGCAGACUCCAGGAGUUUAGUAAACUCGAGGCACCAGUUCUGGUGGCUGAGAAGCCAUGGCCCACGAAAAAGGACGAGGCCAGGCACUCCAGGGAGCCUUCAUUCGAGCCAACCGAGAAUCAGUACAGAUCAAACGUUAAAGAUUGUAUUCUCAAGAAGCCUCAUCCCCCUCCCCCAGAGAAUUGUCACUGGCAGGCAGAGACUCGUUGCAGGGAAUGCCCCAUCACUCCAGAACGUCCUGGUGGACGUUUAAAGCUCACGCUCCGCAUGAAACGUUCACCAAUUCUCGAUGAUAUCGUUGAGUCUGGCACGAGUCUCAGUGAAGACAGCUAUGAGCCUGAGUACGAGGUGCUCAGGGUCGAGGGAGUCGAGAGCUCGAGACGAAAGAAAAAACACAAAACUCGUGAUCGCGAGAGACGACAUAAAAAACGGGAAAUACAUCUCGAUCCACCUCCACCACCCAUGAAGAGACUCCGACUCAUCUUUGGGAAUGAAACACACACCAUUGAUCUGCCACACUCUUAACGAUUCACCUCUGGUUAAAUUAAUGAUGGGCAAACUUGAGGUUUAAUCGUUUAUCGAGUCAUCGAGGGGCGGCAGGAUCACUUGUUUUUUAUAAAUAUUGCAGGUACAUCUGCAAUUCGAAGGGAAAAAUACUUCAAUUAUACUAUUGUACAAUAGUAUUAACGUGGAAAUAAAUAACAGCUUGAGCUGUUUAGGUAGAAAUUAGUAUUACUUAUGUACUCGAGAGAAUUACAGAGGCAAAUUCAGGAAAUUUAAUGGUUAAAGGAAACUACUGAAUCGAUUUCUGAUAUCAUUAAAAUUGUACAUAGCGAUUACGUUAAGUAAAGAAAUCGUACGACAAGUGUGGAUUAA